Molecule: messenger RNA, 819 nt
Organism: Meira miltonrushii
Lineage: Eukaryota; Fungi; Basidiomycota; Exobasidiomycetes; Exobasidiales; Brachybasidiaceae
Product: ubiquitin-conjugating enzyme
Exons: 4
Coding region: 135-719 (194 amino acids)
Source: RefSeq, a predicted model, not a curated record
GUUCAUUAUUUGGAAGCCGGAAUGGGGUCCAAAGCGAGAUAGAUUGGAACUCCUUUCUUACUUUUACCUUCCAUCAUAUCGAGUGGAUCUCAAGAGAAUAUCCCACGACAACACACUCAACCACAUUGCCAAGGAUGGCAACUCGCUCCACGAAACCUGAAGGAGAAGCUUCGGCUACUACUUUGAGAAGAUUGAUGAAGGAGUAUCAAACAGAACAAAAGAUUCAAGAUCAACAAUCUGCCUCUUCCGGUUCAGGGUCGGGUAAUGCAAAGGCAACUUCUGCCGCUGCUAGUAGAGAUGAAAAUAUACUGUACUUGGCACCAAAAGAUACAGAAGGAACGCAGUUGCUAGAAUGGCAAGCAACCAUACGUGGACCACCAGGAGGAUCAUAUGAAGGCGGAAUAUUCGACCUCGUCAUCACAGUACCAGCAUCAUAUCCGACUAAGCCACCCUCGAUGCGAUUUGUCACACGACUUUGGCACCCAAACGUUUCUUGGAAGACUGGAGAAAUUUGCUUAGACGUUCUCAGCUCGCAAUGGUCACCCGCUUGGAAUUUAUCCUCCGCUUUGACCGCUGUUAUCGCAUUGUUAGAUGCACCUGAGCCAGACAGUCCUCUCAAUGUUGAUGCAGCUACGGUAUUUCGAACUGGUGAUCCAUUAGCAUACAAGUCAAUGUGUCGAAUGUAUACAUUAUUAUGGGCAAGUGGUCCGGCAGCUUAGACAUAUAUACACACUGUACAUCACACAAUUUAUCACAAACAUCAACAUUCAAUGUAUAAUAUCAAUCUAUGAAGACGUAAUCAUCAUCACACGUUUGCUC